GUCUCUUCCCCUAGUAAGUCACGUAGCGCAGGUCAGGAAUGGCUUGGCUUCAAAAUGUGGCUUUUUUUUUCCUGCUCCCUCCUUCAGCUGCACUUUUCCCGUGACACACUUCAGUCACAAGAUGAAUGCAGUCAGCUACAGCAUGACAUAGACAAGCUAUAGACAGUUGAGAGAGGAAGAAGUCAGUGGCACCCUCACCUCAGACAAGACAAAGCUAACAAUUGAUAAUGAAAGCGGUGCCAGAGAAGCGAUGCCUUCACCCACGCUGUGUUCACCACGAUGGAGGAGUGCCCACACUUCCGGGACCUUACUGUUAAGAGGUUCCUGAAGAACCUACUUGAGCACAACCGCCGAGACAUUCUCUCCAAGCCGGAGAAGUUUGUGCGCCUGAAGCCAGGGAGUGAUGCUGCUAAGACCUUCACUCUGUCUAUCCAGAGGGAUCCGCAGGUGCUGGUGGUGGAAUCUUGCUUGGACAGUGUGAUGGCAAGCAGUCAGGGUUCCAGUCAAAGGUGGUGGUGAUCCAUGCCCAGGACACCAGGGAGGAUGCACUGCAGCUUGCAUCUCAGCUGAGGAAUCCCAUGGAGGGCAACAGAUUGUAUGUGUUGCUUCUGCAAGAGUCUAAGAAGAACACACAAGUUAAGAGCAGCCUGAGGUGUGAUCCAUGGAACAGCAUCCACAAGUGGUUCAUCAAGGUUGACGCUGUGCUGCCGGUACUGUCGCCUCAGCUUCUGCGUCAGAUUCAGAACAGAGACUUCAGCAGAGAGAUUCAGAACAGAGACUUCAGCAGAGAGAGUGAGUGGGAGAAACGCUACAACUGCUUUGCCCACUCGAUGAUGCUAGACCAGCAUGUGGAGUACGGGAGCAAGAAUGGGUUCUGCCGUGCCGUUUGUCCUGCCAGAUUCCCGGAGGAGAGCCAGGGAGUGAUGCUGCUAAGACCUUCACUGUCUAUCCAGAGGGAUCCGCAGGUGCUGGUGGUGGAAUCUUGCUUGGACAGUGUGGAUGGCAAGCAGUCAGGGUUCCAGUCAAAGGUGGUGGUGAUCCAUGCCCAGGACACCAGGGAGGAUGCACUGCAGCUUGCAUCUCAGCUGAGGAAUCCCAUGGAGGGCAACAGAUUGUAUGUGUUGCUUCUGCAAGAGUCUAAGAAGAACACACAAGUUAAGAGCAGCCUGAGGUGUGAUCCAUGGAACAGCAUCCACAAGUGGUUCAUCAAGGUUGACGCUGUGCUGCCGGUACUGUCGCCUCAGCUUCUGCGUCAGAUUCAGAACAGAGACUUCAGCAGAGAGAGUGAGUGGGAGAAACGCUACAACUGCUUUGCCCACUCGAUGAUGCUAGACCAGCAUGUGGAGUACGGGAGCAAGAAUGGGUUCUGCCGUGCCGUUUGUCCUGCCAGAUUCCCGGAGGAGAGCCAGGGAGUGAUGCUGCUAAGACCUUCACUGUCUAUCCAGAGGGAUCCGCAGGUGCUGGUGGUGGAAUCUUGCUUGGACAGUGUGGAUGGCAAGCAGUCAGGGUUCCAGUCAAAGGUGGUGGUGAUCCAUGCCCAGGACACCAGGGAGGAUGCACUGCAGCUUGCAUCUCAGCUGAGGAAUCCCAUGGAGGGCAACAGAUUGUAUGUGUUGCUUCUGCAAGAGUCUAAGAAGAACACACAAGUUAAGAGCAGCCUGAGGUGUGAUCCAUGGAACAGCAUCCACAAGUGGUUCAUCAAGGUUGACGCUGUGCUGCCGGUACUGUCGCCUCAGCUUCUGCGUCAGAUUCAGAACAGAGACUUCAGCAGAGAGAGUGAGUGGGAGAAACGCUACAACUGCUUUGCCCACUCGAUGAUGCUAGACCAGCAUGUGGAGUACGGGAGCAAGAAUGGGUUCUGCCGUGCCGUUUGUCCUGCCAGAUUCCCGGAGGAGACCAGCAGCAGCAGCAGCAGCAGCAGCAGCAGCAGCAGCAGCAGCAGCAGCACACACAAGAGGUGUUUUCUGUAUGAUGAUGAUGAUGGAAAAAGCACAUCUCGAAAGGAUGUUAUAAGCAGGGCAACGUAAUGAAAUUCAGUGAAUGGACGUGUGUGCGUGGCUGCAAUCACUAUGAAAUUAAGUUGAAAAUAAGAAAUAUAUUACUUUACAGAAAGGAAUGCUUAGAGUGAAUGAAAUUACUGUAAUGAAUGAAUGGAAAUAAAGUUGUGAGUCAUUAAAUGAUUAGGAAAAGAAGCUGUGAAUAGGUGCAUUAUUGUUAUUACUGAAAGGAAGAAUAUUUGUAGGAUAUGUCAUGUAUAUUAUCAAAGUGUUUUCAUUCUUACUUUCUUCUUUCUCUUUCAUCUUUUCUUAGUAUAUUUAAGUGAAUUUCUCUCUCUCUCUCUCUCUCUCUCUCUCUCUCUCUCUCUCUCUCUCUCUCUCUCUCUCUCUCUCUCUCUCUCUCUCCAGCCAUCUCUUCUCUCCUUCCAUCUUUUUCUUAGUAUAUUUAAGUGAAUUUCUCAGAUCUCUCUCUCUCUCUCUCUCUCUCUCUCUCUCUCUCUCUCUCUCUCUCUCUCUCUCUCUUUCUCUCUUUCUUUUUCUUUCUUUCUCUCUCUCUCUCUCUCUCUCUCUCUCUCUCUCUCUCUCUCUCUCUCUCUCUCUCUCUCUCUCUCUCUCUCUCUCUCUCUCUCUCUCUCUCUCUCUCUCUCUCUCUCUCUCUCUCUCCAGUAGUCAGUAGUCAGUGAGGAGGUAGUAGCAAGUAGUGUUCAAGUAGCCUUAGUAAUAGAAUAGUUUGGCUUGCAUGGCAGUGGUUAAAACAUCUACCCUCUCACAUCGUUGGGGUGAGACCACUUGCUUCAUAUGAGCCAAAUGGGGUGACUCCUCCCCUCCCCACCCCUCCCUGUCAAUCUGUGGGUGAGUGUUGCCCAUGCACCUUUAAGGAGAUCAAAUUUGAGAGGUACAUUUUGCUUAUUCCUUCUGAUUAUGCAGGAUUCAACCAUUAAUUUCAUCUCUAUAAAACUCUAUGGGUUUCACUUGCCAUAGACUUGUGGGAUGAAACAAGGGAGAUAAUUUUGCAGUCUACUCUCUUUUUUCAUCUGUGUUACAGUCUAUGGGUUUCACCUGCCCAGGUUGGUGGUGGUGGGGUGGGGUGGGGUGGGGGAGUUCUAAUGCUCUGAGUGGCGCCCUGCUGUAGGUUGUCAAAAGAAAAAUUUAUUAUUAUUAUUAUUUUUUAUUGAUUUUGUUAUUGUUCUCAAGUUCUCAGUAUUAUUAAAACCAGCACUAACAUCUUAUUUUACAGAUCAAUCAAUCAAUACUAUUUCCAAUAAAUAUUUACUAAAUGUUA
Scylla paramamosain (green mud crab) is the source of this 3279-nucleotide messenger RNA. RefSeq lists its product as uncharacterized. The record is from RefSeq and is a predicted model, not a curated record. Lineage: Eukaryota; Metazoa; Arthropoda; Malacostraca; Decapoda; Portunidae. The coding region runs from base 579 to 2027 and encodes 482 amino acids. The transcript has 13 exons.